AUGUUUGAAGCAACGCGGAGCGGCGGCGCGUUGGUGGCGCCCAACCUCGGCGGCACCGUGCGGCCCGCGCUGGUCGGAUCGGACGGCAGAGGCGGCGCCGACAUGGACACCACCUCCCGCGCCGACGCUCGUGCGCGGCGCCUGUCGGAGUUCCGCAUCCCCGACCCCGCGUCGGCGGCCUUCAAGCUCUUCUCCUCCUUUGCCUCCGCCGCCACCCACGCGGCCGCUCGGGCCACCGAGCAGGCCCCAAGCGCGGGCGCCCCUGCGCCGCCGCCGCGGACGCCGCGGCGCACGCGACCGCCCGUUGUGGAAAAGGGCGUCCUGUUCAUCCCUGAGGGCACUUACGUGCUCAAGAAAAAGCUGGACAUCCGGCGCCAGGGCCUGGUCAUCCGCGGCGCCGGCGUCAACAAGACGACGAUCUACAUCCCCGUGUCCCUGACGGACGCUUACGGCAACGACUGGGGGGAGGGGGGCAACCAGGGCGUCUCCCAGUACUCCCACUCCGCCGGGUUCAUCAACUUCUUUGGUUGGGAUCCGAUGGGGCCGUGGAACGCUCUGGCAAACGUCAUGCGGCCGGCGAAGCGCGGGGACACGCGGCUGUACGUGGACAAGGCGGCGGCGAUGGCGCCCAAGGUCGGGCAGUGGGUGCGGUUCGUGAUGGAUGGAGACCUGAAGGGGCUGCUGACAGACAUGAACGACGGCUUCAUGUGCCCUGGCCCCGGCCAGAUGACGUCCAACGCCAUGGGCAAGGCGUACCGCCUGCUCACCCGCGUCACCGCGGUCGGCCCUGACUACGUUGACAUCGAGCGGCCCCUGACAGCCAACGCCAGCCUGAGGUGGGCGCCCAGGUUUCACGCGUUCCAGCCGCAGAUCAGCGGCAACGGGAUCGAGCACCUAACGAUCCAGUUCAAGUGGGACACCUACAAGGGGCAUCUGAAGGAGGACGGCUACAACGCGCUGCACUUCAACCAGCUGGCAAACAGCUGGGUACGCAACGUGCGCAUCGUCGACGCAGAUGCAGGCAUCUACUUCUGGGGUGCGCAGCACUGCACAGUCACAGACCUCGAAAUAUCCUACACCAAGCCGCGAUACACGCCUGCGUGCGCGUGCGGCCGCCAGAACGGCCACCGCGGCGUGUGGAUGGAGCGGGGCAGCGAUAACCUGCUGACGCGGUUCAGGGUGGGGUCGCCCCUGGUCCACGACGUCACGCUGUCUUGGACCGAGAUGCACACAGUGAUCUCCGAGGGUUGGGGCGCAGAUCUCAAUGUAGACCACCACAGGAACUCGCCCUAUGCCAACCUUAUCACGGCGCUUAAUCACGGCCGCGGCGGGCGACCUUGGGAGAGCAGCGGCGCCGGAAGCUAUGGAGCCCACGCGGCCGCGCUGACCACCUUUUGGGGUUCAACUGCACAGCUCGGGUUUUACUACCCACCCCCAGAUGGCACCAAGCGCAGCCCAGGGCUGUUCGGGCCCACGAUCAACUUCCUGUGGAAGUCGCACGACUCCAUGCCCAGCGUUUACAACUGGUGGAGCGAGCCGCUGCUGCCGCGGCUGUGGCCCCGAAACCUGCAUGACGCCAUGCAGCGCUCAAGAAAGACGCGGCUGUCGGCGGCCGCUGCGGUGGCGGCAGCUGCGGACGGCCGGAGGUGA
Molecule: messenger RNA, 1650 nt
Organism: Monoraphidium neglectum
Lineage: Eukaryota; Viridiplantae; Chlorophyta; Chlorophyceae; Sphaeropleales; Selenastraceae
Product: band 7 protein
Exons: 6
Coding region: 1-1650 (549 amino acids)
Source: RefSeq, a predicted model, not a curated record